Messenger RNA from Ectocarpus sp. CCAP 1310/34, 3082 nucleotides. Lineage: Eukaryota; Phaeophyceae; Ectocarpales; Ectocarpaceae. The record is from the annotation of a GenBank genome assembly.
AUGAGGAAAGAGAGCUCUUUCAGUUGGUACACGCGCGCAUGCGCGCGUGCGUAUCGGAGCCUGCUGUCUCUCCUGCGAUCCCUACAACAACAAACCCCCGCCCGACGCUUGCCGGAACCUCCACCCGGGAAGGACAGCAAGGUAUGCCCACCGGGAAAGACCGUGUGGAACCCGCCGCAAGCGACGAGGGCGCCGAGCCCUUCCGUCCGCGUGGCGGCCCUGGAUGUUGACAUCAUGGUGGUGAACCGGUGCGUGAGGAAGCUAUUCAGGGUCCUACACGGGACCACGAACGGCGGUGGUAGGGGUGGCGAUUUUCUGGGGAUGAGCAGCCGGACUCCUGCAGGUAGGGCGUUCCUGCAGCGGCAGCUGGAGGAGCUCAUGGCGGAGAAGGCGAGGUACAAGGAGGAGAAGCUGGCUCUGCUGGAUCAGAUGGAACCCCGGAGGCACUCGAGGCUUCCGUCCUCCGUCCCAGACCACGAAGCCGUGGAACGAACGACGGCCUCGUGGUUGGACGCCGUCACCAUGGGCACCUACGACGGGCCGCGGAGAGUGGCGGGUCUCUACGCGCGGGACGCUGUUCUCUGGGGAACGGACGUGUUUGCCCCGUUGGAUGAGGCUCGUGGGGCGACGAUGGUCUCGUCAGAAGCGGUCCGCGAUACCCCUGAGCAAAUCUACGCUUAUUUCGACUGCUUCGCUCGGCUGCCGGGCUUGAGGCUGGUGGAGUUCCUCCCGCAGCGGGUGCGCGUGUACGGCGACUUCGCGGCGCAGACCGGAAUCCACACCUUCGCGUGGCGGCGGGGAGACGGGGGGGAGAGCGGGGAGGUGGAGGUGCGGGCCCGCUUCAGCUUCACCUUCCGGAGAAGAGACGACGGCGAUUGCGGCAGGCCGAACGCUUGGUCGAUCGUGGAGCACUGCUGCUCCUUGGAGUCGCCGGACGCCGCCGUUGGCGUGCCAACUGUGCGGCAUGGCUGUCCCUCAGGCUCGGAGCAGCGGGAGGAUGAUGUGGUGAACGGCGAGCUGGAAGCGGCGGCGUUCUCAUGCGCGGAGCCCCCUUCACCCGCGGAACCCGUUGCAUCCACGGAGCCCCCUGCGCCCGGGGCCGGGGGGGCAGGCGGUGCAAACGACAUCCCCCCCGUCCCGCACAGCUUCCUGCUUGCCGAGUGUGGGAAUGCCGAGAAGGCAUUCGCGAGAUGGAAAGCCACGUUGCUGUGGAGAGAAGAAUCGGGGGCUAACACGGCCUUGGCCACCCCGCACCCCCGCUUCGACCUCAUCAAGAAGCACUACCCCACCUACUUCCACGGAAAGGAUAAGACGGGAGCGGUGGUCUACUACGAGCAGCUGGGGCAGGUGAACGACGACGUGCUUCGACAGGAAGGCCUGGACGGGAAGCAGAUGCUCUGGCACUACAUGUACCAGAUGGUGUACCUGUGGACGGUGAUCAAUCCCAAUGACGAAGACAGAGUUACUACCGUCCUGGACCUGAGGGGAGUCACACUGGCAACAGCCACCAAGUCGGACACCAUGAAGUUCACCAAGCAGUGCGUCAGCAUGAUGGCCACGCACUACCCAGAGCGGUCCGCACAUCUGAUGCUCCUGAGCUGGCCGCGAUGGUUUGACUGGAUAUACCGUUUCAUUCGACCUCUCAUUUCAGAGUCCACCAAGAGCAAGAUGACGUCUUGCACGGCGAACAGCGUGUACGAGACGCUUCUGUCGAAGAUCGACAACGACCAGAUCCCCAAGGAGUACGGCGGGGCGUCCGAGUACGCGCUUGGGGAACACCCUUACGAGGUUGCCAUGAGAAACUCGGUGGUGACAGUUCUCGAGGAGAAUGACGUCGCGAUGGAACCCGCGAGAGGUUGACCCCACACACGCCUCCUGUCUUGGAAAAGGUUGUAGCUACGCACGUGUGUCCGUGUAGAUAAGCAAUAGCGAUAUAGUGGCCCCGGGCAGUGAAUGCGCCGUGCGAGAUUGGCGAUGGAGGCAGCGAGAAGAUUUGUGCAAUAAUCAUCCGGGGGAAAGAAGAAUAUAGAUCAAUGUUUGGUGUGCGCAAAUCGGAUCAGAGAUAUGCUGUUGAUGUCUAGGUGCCCGCGGCAUAGAUAGGAGGAAUGGAUGGAGAUGGUUGUUCCUUUGUUGAGGGCGCAGCAGCCCGUGUGAUGUGUUGCCCCCCGACGCUCGACGUCUAUGUCUUUUUGCCCGUGCGUGCGCAAUUUUGUUUUUGUCCAAAGUACGGCAAAGGUAUUCUGCCUUAAAGGAGCGCAGUUGUUGUGCGUGUUGAGUUCAGGAGUGACCGAACUAUCAUAGAGCUGAUUUUGUACCCGUAGAAGACCAUUGUGUACGGGUGUUGAAUGUCAGUAGAACGAGAUUUUUAGGAGAGUGUCGACCCGCGUGCUCACGUCGUGUGUUGUGAACGGGCAAAAAAAGAGAUAACAGUAGAAAUUUUCGUUUUGUUGAUUUUCCCCAGAAGCUUGUGUGCUCACGCCAGGUGUUUUGAAAGUGCAAAAAAAUAAAUGGUUGGGGCCAUAUGAGGUGCUGGGCAUAGGCUGCAUAACAAGCGUAAAUCUUCGUGUUGAUGCUGAUUUCCCCCAGAUUUGUUCGAUGGACCUGAAUAAGGUAAGCGUCAUAAAAAAAAUGCCCAGGGGGAGUAGGGUUCAAUCGCCAUAAGCGACAUAAGCGACAAGCUUUCUUUCGUGGUUUUUCGCCGACUGCUGGGGUGCAGUACUUGGCUCUUGCGUGUUUUGUUUUUGCGGUGUAACUUUUUUCCUCGUUCGUUGCUCUCGACUAGACUACUUUUGAUCAUACUUGGUGUUGAAUUUCACGAGCAUUCCGCACGCCGCUGUGAUGAGGCUGGACAGCUAGACGACCGUUCGCCAGGGUGUUGCUGUAGCGUUACGCGUUUGCAAGAUAAGGCCAUCGAUGAAAGAGAUAAUUGUCAAGGCGCCUUACGUGCCAAGGGAGUCAGUUCUAAACAGCUCCAACAAUAAAACAGGGUCUGUCCAUCUGGUGUCACAGUUUUUAGAUUUUCCAUGUUGCGGGUCUCACACACAGACUCCAUAUUUUGGGAGUUAUGUAGAACAACAGGCGU